This is a messenger RNA of Austrofundulus limnaeus, 1014 nucleotides long. Its product is annotated as probable G-protein coupled receptor 34. NCBI's taxonomy places the organism in Eukaryota, Metazoa, Chordata, Actinopteri, Cyprinodontiformes, Rivulidae. The transcript is spliced from 2 exons. The record is from RefSeq and is a predicted model, not a curated record. Gene Ontology annotation, molecular function: G protein-coupled purinergic nucleotide receptor activity. The coding region runs from base 300 to 821 and encodes 173 amino acids. Gene Ontology annotation, biological process: G protein-coupled receptor signaling pathway. Gene Ontology annotation, cellular component: membrane.
UAACUCGAGGGCUGAGCACAUUUAAAGGUGUUGUUGCUCAACAGCACAGCAGUGUGUAGYUCAGCAGCUCCUCACACCGACACAGGUCAGAUCAGCAGGGCAACAAGAGGAGGACUCACCACACAAUUAGUCUCAUUUCUCUGUUUCUGCUCACAGUCUGACCAGGUUAAAAAGCUGAGGAAUUAAGCAACAAAAAGAUCAUGAACUUUUACAUUUUUUAACAGCAGGACGUUUGGAUCUAUUUAUUUUACAAAUUCAACUCAAAGGAAACGUCUGAGGACAGGUUUUUAAAAACCAUCAUGUCAGCAAACAUUUCCCACCCUGCUGUCCCAGUCAGAGCCGAGCAGCCCUCCUGUGUGGACAACGAGACUUUACGAGUCCCCCUGGCAGUCAUCUACUCUGUAAUCUUUGUCCUGGGACUCGUUGGGAACCUGUUGGCUCUUUGGGUUUUCUUCUGUGUUCACUGCAAGAAGAACUCUGUGCGGGUGUUCCUCAUCAACCUGGCCUUCGCAGACCUGCUGCUGGUGGUCUGCAUCCCCUUCAGGGUUCACUACCACAGCGUGGGGAACAAGUGGACUCUGGACCCCAGGCUGUGUAAGGCGGUGGGCCACCUCUUCUACAUGAACAUGUAUAUCAGCAUCACUCUUCUGGGRCUGAUCAGCAUCGAUCGCUACAUGAAGAUCUACGGCAGCACAAAGAUGCGGCGCAGGCUGCAGUCCACCACAUGGAGCACCGUCCUCUGUGCCUUCAUUUGGACCACAGCCUUUGCUCUUCUGCUGCCAUUCGUCAUCUCAAAUAAAAUUUCUGAUCCAAAUACGUAAGACAUUUUACCAUCUUCCAUAUUCAUUGCUGAGAAGUAUUUAAUAUUUUUGUCCGUGUGCCUGCCUGUGUACACGUCUGUCCACAGUGGUGGCACCAGUCCGCUGAAGSACAAAUCCACUAAAUACAGACCUAAAUAUUUAGUUUGUGCUUUAGUGGUUUCCCUAAUUUUUAUAAUUCAUAAGCAGAUUUGUG